UAAAUCUCAGCUCUCCCUAAACACACCCUCACCAGACAAACCAGAGGAACAUUGUGCAAAAUCUGGGAUCAUUUUAUUUCCACUUUGAGAAAACCCACAGGAAGAGCCAGCUUCCAAAACAGGCAAAUGUGGAAGAAAAUAUUAACAUAAGGAACAGAUCAUUCUUUCAAAUAUUUGAGGAAAAAAUCCUGAUGAUUCUCUGUGGGACCUCCAGUAGAUGAGUCCAUUGUCAAGAACCAUUGUGUUGUCAAGAUAUGGAUAAUAAUGACCCUGAUGAAGAUCAUCUUACAAGUUAUGAUAUUCAACUCAGUAUUCAAGAAUCCAUUGAAUCCAGCCAGACUGCAUGUCAUUCUGAAAGAUUUGUCCCCCUCAGUGAUCAGAACAGAAAACUUGUGGAGGCCAUAAGACAAGGUCACAUUCUUGAGCUCCAGGAGUGUGUGAAAUAUAAACGUGCACUGGACGAAGCCGAUGAGAAAGGAUGGUUUCCAUUGCAUGAAGCUGCCGUUCAACCUUUUCAACAAAUACUUGAGAUUGUUCUGGAUGCAUCCUACAAGACACUCUGGGAAUUCAAGACCUGUAAUGGAGAAACACCCUUGACUUUGGCAAUCAAAGCUGGUCUGGUGGAAAAUGUAAGGACUUUACUUGAAAAGGGAGUAUGGCCCAACACCAAAAAUGAUAAAGGAGAGACGCCCCUUCUGAUUGCUGUAAAACAGGGCUCCUACAACAUGGUUUCUACUCUGAUAAAACACAACACCAACCUUGAUCAGCCCUGUGUCAAGCGAUGGUCAGCAAUGCACGAAGCAGCCAAGCAAGGCCGGAAAGAUAUCAUAGCUUUGCUACUAAGCCACGGAGGCAAUGUCCACCUGAGAGAUGGAUUUGGAGUCACACCAUUAGGUGUGGCCGCAGAAUAUGGUCACUGUGAUGUGUUAGAACAUCUAAUCCACAAAGGUGGGGAUGUGUUUGCUUUGGCGGAUGAUGGGGCAUCAGUGUUGUUUGAGGCUGCUGGGGGCGGUAAUCCCGACUGCAUUGCUCUCCUGCUGGAGUAUGGAGGAAGUGGAAAUGUGCCCAACAGAGCAGGGCAUCUCCCUAUACACCGAGCUGCCUACGAGGGACAUUAUCUUGCACUGAAAUAUCUUAUCCCAAUAACAUCCAAAAAUGCAAUUCGGAAAAGUGGGCUAACUCCCAUUCACUCAGCAGCUGAUGGACAGAAUACCCAGUGCCUGGAACUACUCAUUGAAAAUGGUUUCGAUGUCAACGCUCUUCUUGCUGACCACAUUUCCCAGAACUAUGACGAUGACAGGAAGACUGCGCUCUAUUUUGCUGUCUCUAAUAAUGACAUCCAUUGUACAGAAGUCCUUCUGGCUGCAGGUGCAGACCCAAACCUAGAUCCCCUCAACUGUCUACUUGUGGCAGUGAGGGCCAAUAAUCAUGAGAUUGUCCGACUGCUUCUCUCUCAUGGGGCUAAUGUCAAUUGUUACUUUAUGCACGUGAAUGACACCCGUUUCCCCAGUGCCAUUCAGUAUGCCCUAAAUGAUGAGGUCAUGAUGAGGCUGUUGCUGAACAAUGGCUAUCAAGUGGAGAUGUGCUUUGACUGCAUGCAUGGUGACAUCUUUGGAAAUUCAUUUGUGUGGUCAGAAAUAGAGGAAGAAGUACUGCCAGGAUGGACGUCUUGUGUAAUAAAAGAUAAUCCGUUCUGUGAGUUUAUUACAGUUCCGUGGAUGAAACACCUGGUAGGCAGCAUUAUUCGUAUAUUGAUAGAUUACAUGGAUUAUGUUCCUCUGUGUGCUAAACUGAAGUCUGCAUUAGAAGUACAGAGAGAAUGGCCAGAAAUCCGCCAAAUACUAGAGAAUCCUUGUUCAUUGAAGCAUUUGUGCCGAUUAAAAAUUCGAAGACUUAUGGGACUCCAGCGACUCUGCCAGCCAGCCUCCAUGGAAAAGCUUCCACUACCACCAGCUAUUCAAAGAUAYUUAUUAUUUAAAGARUAUGAUCUCUAUGGACAGGAGCUAAAAUUGCCAUAGCUUAAAAAUAACAUUUUUAAAUKUGAUUUUUAAAUGUUUUAAAAUGUGAUUCCUCCAGAGAAUUUAUUGGGAUCAUAUUACAACUUUAAGUGUAUUUAAAUCCAUUGAGAAUGUURUAGGUGUACUGUGUCCCUAUGGAAACACCAUAUUGUACAUAAAGACCUUGCCUUAUCUUAAGACAGUCAGUAUUCUAUAUYUGAAUUUCUAAUGAUUGUCUUCACUUGCAACAAGUCUUUAAAUUCUCCCUAUCAAUUGGCUCCUACAAUAUGCACUAUAAGGGUCUGUGUUUAGAAAGCAAAUAACCACUUUCUCAAACCCAUACCUCACACCUGUUGCUGGCCCAUUUCUCUUCUCUGAGAGCCCCUCUACACCAAAGGACUCCUGCCUGCCUGCAGGUUCACACACUAUAAUCUGGCACUCUGCUGUUUCCUCUCCUACUCUUCUCAAGGUCCKUCACCACCUCCUUAUUGCUGAAGUCAAUGAGCACCUUUCAGUUCCUCUUUUGGUUGAUUCCUGUGCCAUCUGACACUGUUGCCUGCUGUUUCCUUGAAGUUCUACCUCCUCCCUGGUUUUCACUAUAUGAAUACCUUGUUCUCUAAGCUGUCCUUCUACCUCUUUGGAUGCUCUAUCUCUGGCUUCUUCCUAUGACUCUCAACUCCUGCCAAUCCUUUAGUAAUAUUUUCUCUAGAAAAUUUCAUCCACUUGUAUGAUUGCAAUAAUUUUGUUGAAAACCACAGCACUUACAUCCAAAAAAAGCUUUCUCUCAUGUGCCUGAGACCUGUGUAGGCAACUAGCCCAAUGAACAUUUGAGCCUAAAGACACCUCAAAUUCAACAUGUCCCCAAUCAAACUCAUGACCUUUCUCUUACAUUUUAUAAUGUAACAGCACAAUGAUUAACUUAGUUUUCAACAGAAAAAGACUAAACAUCAGGCUUGACCUCCUCGUUUCCUCACCCAGUGUAACUGAUCACCACAUCCUAAAAARAAUGUAUUGCUUGAAGUGAUCUUUCUUUUACUCAGUUCCACCAGCUUGGUGCUAAGCCUGGCUCGGAUCCUUUUCCUAGGAUAAUUCAGUGCUGCUUCUCUAGCUUGCCUGCUGGCUGUCUUCCCCUAUCCCACACACAUUCUGCACACAGCAUCCCAGAAUGAUCUUUUAUAAAUGCAAGAAGUUUCACUGCCUUGCUUAAAACCAUUCCCAUUGUUCAUAGAAUMAAAGUCCAAAGUUCUUAUGUGGCCCUUCACUAUCUCACUCCUACUGCCUUCCUCUUUAUGUCUCCCUUUCCUCUCUCCCCUUUAACUGUAUUAUAUGCUUUCUAGAAGUUUAUUCAUUGAAAAGUGAGUGAUUCCCAGACUUCAGGGUUAUAUACGCUAAUAGAUUUGUUUCAUUAAUUAAAAAAAAUAGAGUCAUCUAUCUUUUAAAAAACAUAUAUAUAUAUAUAUAUAUAUAUAUAUAUAUAUAUAUAUAUAUAUAUCCUUUACGAUCUCCAUCAUUUCAUGAAGAGAGCAUAUUUUAGGAUGACAGAAAAUAAGACGAUCAUAAAUUCAGUCAUAAAAAUUGAGUAACUUUAGCUUUGAAAGAACUUAUUGCACUGUCCUCGUUUCCCUGUUGAUGGGUGAAAAUUUCCCUGCGGCCCAGCAAGUAUCUGAGRAUGUUUGUUUGGGAAUCACUGCUAUAGAAUAGACUAUGCUCUCUCACACCCAGAGGUCUUGGUAUUUCCUUCUCCCUCCACCUGGAACCCUUUCUCUACCUCCUUCUGGCCCUCUUCACCUGACUGACUGACUCACCCUCACCCUGCAGAUCUCAGAUGAGGUGUUACUUCCUGGAGGAGGGAAGGCUCUGGCCUUAAACUUCUCAGUCUGUACUGUAGGAGCCUCUGUUCUUGCCUGUCUUUCCCACUAGACUGGAAGCUCUGUGAGGGGGGCCUCUGUAUCAUUGUGUUUCCCAGUGUGUCCUMAGGGUCAAACACAUUCUCUAAAAAUGUGAAUGUUAUAUAA
Urocitellus parryii (Arctic ground squirrel) is the source of this 4012-nucleotide messenger RNA. It is a transcript of the gene Asb15, whose product is annotated as ankyrin repeat and SOCS box containing 15. Gene Ontology annotation, biological process: intracellular signal transduction. Gene Ontology annotation, molecular function: protein binding. The record is from RefSeq and is a predicted model, not a curated record. Gene Ontology annotation, cellular component: cytoplasm. NCBI's taxonomy places the organism in Eukaryota, Metazoa, Chordata, Mammalia, Rodentia, Sciuridae.